AGCGCCCCUCCUCCCCCCAAUCUUGUGGCUCUCUCUCCUCCGUCGUCGCGACGAAGAAGACGGGAGAGCACUUCCGCCAUUAAAACCGCCGAGCAAGCUACUAAAGCAAGCCGCGGCGACCGAACAUGACUCUGCUCCAAGCUUCUCUUCUCUGCAAGACCUCUCUCCCUCUCUCUCCUCCUUGCCCUUCUUCUUCCUCCGGACAGCGUCUCCACUGUCGCUCCCGCCUCCACUGCCCCCACCGGGUGAACUUCGAUCCUCUCCCCGCUUCCGUCCGAUUGAAAUUCGCGCCUCGGGAUCGUCGAUCUCGCGGCGACCGCUCGUUGAUUCGCUGCGCAUUACGGCCCGGCGGCGUAGAGGCGGACGCCGAGUGGGCUUCUUCCGGCGACGGUCCCCCUUCCUUCUCCGGCGAGGCGAGGGUCGACGAAUUCGUCGGGGAGAGCUCGAGCGUCGUGGCGGAUGGUUCGAGAGCGGAGGAAUUCGGCGGCGAGAGCUCGGUGAUUAAGGCGAGGAGGGAGUUCGGGGGAGUGAGCUGGGAGGGUGGUGAGGCGGUUGGCGAGCGCAAUUCGGAGGGUAAUGAGGGGGAGAAAGAUGGUUACUUGAUGGGAAAGGACGGCGUGAAGAGUAAAAUCCCGGUGAUGGUGCUUCUGACGGGGGUGUGGGCCAUGCUGAAAAGAGGGUACGAGAGGGUUUUGGCGGCAGAUUGGCUGAGCUGGUUGCCAUUCUGGAGGCAAGAGAAGAAAUUGGAGCGUCUGAUUGCGGAUGCCGAUGCCUACCCCUUGGACGCGGCCAAACAGAGCGCUCUUUUGGCUGAGCUCAACAAGCACAGUCCCGAAACUGUCAUCAAGCGUUUCGAACAAAGAGACCAUGCUGUUGACAGUAGAGGAGUUGCAGAAUAUCUAAGAGCUCUUGUUGUUACCAAUGCAAUUGCUGAGUAUCUUCCAGAUGAGCAAUCUGGAAAGCCUUCUAGCCUUCCGACGCUGUUGCAAGAAUUGAAGCAGCGUGCAUCAGGAAACAUGGAUGAGCCUUUUCUAAGUCCUGGGGUAUCUGAGAAGCAGCCAUUGCAUGUUGUUAUGGUUGACCCCAAAGUUUCAAACAAAUCACGAUUUGCUCAAGAGCUUAUCUCAACUAUCUUGUUUACGGUUGCUGUGGGGUUAGUAUGGGUGAUGGGUGCUGCUGCACUUCAAAAGUAUAUAGGAAGCUUGGGUGGUAUCGGUGCUUCAGGUGUGGGCUCGAGCUCUUCCUAUGCCCCUAAGGAGUUAAAUAAGGAAGUUACACCUGAGAAGAAUGUUAAGACAUUUAAGGAUGUCAAAGGCUGCGAUGAUGCAAAACAAGAGCUAGAGGAAGUGGUGGAGUAUCUCAAGAACCCGACAAAAUUUACUCGCCUCGGAGGAAAGUUGCCUAAGGGAAUUCUUUUGACAGGAGCCCCUGGAACAGGGAAAACUCUCCUUGCAAAGGCUAUUGCUGGAGAAGCUGGGGUGCCUUUCUUCUACAGAGCGGGGUCCGAAUUUGAGGAAAUGUUUGUUGGGGUUGGGGCUCGGCGUGUGAGAUCCUUAUUUCAAGCAGCCAAGAAAAAGGCUCCCUGCAUCAUAUUCAUUGAUGAAAUAGAUGCGGUUGGUUCCACAAGAAAACAGUGGGAAGGCCAUACGAAGAAGACAUUGCAUCAACUUCUUGUUGAAAUGGAUGGUUUUGAGCAAAAUGAGGGAAUCAUAUUGAUGGCUGCAACAAACUUCCCCGACAUUCUUGACCCUGCCUUGACGAGGCCUGGCAGAUUCGACAGGCAUAUUGUCGUGCCAAAUCCAGAUGUCAAGGGUCGACAAGAGAUAUUAGAGCUUUAUUUACAGGAUAAACCUUUGGCGGAGGACAUAGAUGUCAAAGCGAUUGCUCGUGGCACUCCUGGCUUUAAUGGGGCAGAUCUCUCAAAUUUGGUGAAUAUUGCUGCCAUCAAAGCUGCUGUUGAAGGGGCAGACAAGUUAACUUCUGCGCAGUUGGAAUUUGCUAAAGAUAGGAUAAUAAUGGGCACUGAACGGAAAACGAUGUUCAUAUCUGAAGAGUCAAAGAAGCUCACUGCAUAUCAUGAGAGUGGCCAUGCAAUAGUUGCCUUUAACACUGAUGGAGCACAUCCAAUUCAUAAGGCGACAAUCAUGCCUCGUGGAUCUGCUCUGGGAAUGGUCACUCAGCUCCCGUCAAGUGAUGAGACAUCUAUUAGCAAGAAGCAGUUAUUAGCCCGUCUUGAUGUUUGUAUGGGAGGAAGAGUUGCCGAAGAGCUCAUUUUUGGACAAGAUCAUAUUACCACUGGUGCAAGCAGUGAUCUUCAAUCGGCUACUGAUCUAGCACACUAUAUGGUGUCAAACUGUGGAAUGAGCAAUACAGUUGGUCCGAUUCAUUUUAAAGAGCGACCAAGCGCAGAGAUGCAAUCUCGCAUUGAUGCAGAAGUGCUCAAGCUUCUGAGAGAGGCAUAUGAUCGCGUGAAGGCCCUGUUGAAAAAGCAUGAGAAGGCUCUACAUGCAUUGGCAAAUGCGCUUCUGGAGUACGAAACCCUUAAUGCAGAAGAUGUAAAGCGUGUACUACUUCCUUAUCGAGAAGGAAGUCUGUCUGAGCAGCAAGAACAAGUAGAAGAGGGCGAACUUGUAUUGGCAUGAUUGGAGUCUCAUGUAGUAGAAACCUGAAGGACAGUAUCCAAGCAACAGAGAAACAUGGGAAAAUGGAGCAAAAUGUGUCGAGUUCUCUUGCUCCAGUGUAACAAACUGUAGGGCCGGGUUGCACAGCUUAUUUAAAAGCGUAAGAGGUAAUUGUUUAUACUGUAUUCUCCGUUUUUUCCCCUACAUGAUUCUGUUGGCAGGAAAAGGAAAAAGAGAAGGUAAAGAUUAUAUUGCCUUACAUGUAGCAUCUCCAAAGAAACAGUGCUCUUAGAAACCUUGAGCAGACGGUUGUCAUAAAUCAUCAGAAAAAAUGGUGUAUAACUGUUAGACCCACCCAUUCUGGGUGAAAUUUUGGAUAGUAUUUGACAAAAUGUAUUCUGUCUCAUUAUUUUUGGAGUAUUCAUACGAAAAAAGAAGGAAGAGAAGAAGAAUAAGAGAUGGCAAUUUUUACG
Molecule: messenger RNA, 3094 nt
Organism: Rhodamnia argentea
Lineage: Eukaryota; Viridiplantae; Streptophyta; Magnoliopsida; Myrtales; Myrtaceae
Product: ATP-dependent zinc metalloprotease FTSH 11, chloroplastic/mitochondrial
Exons: 17
Coding region: 126-2642 (838 amino acids)
Biological process (GO): proteolysis
Cellular component (GO): chloroplast thylakoid; membrane
Molecular function (GO): ATP-dependent peptidase activity; ATP binding; metalloendopeptidase activity
Source: RefSeq, a predicted model, not a curated record